Messenger RNA from Xenia sp. Carnegie-2017, 3387 nucleotides. Its product is annotated as type II inositol 3,4-bisphosphate 4-phosphatase-like. Lineage: Eukaryota; Metazoa; Cnidaria; Anthozoa; Malacalcyonacea; Xeniidae. Gene Ontology annotation, molecular function: phosphatidylinositol-3,4-bisphosphate 4-phosphatase activity. The transcript has 35 exons. The record is from RefSeq and is a predicted model, not a curated record. The coding region runs from base 116 to 3046 and encodes 976 amino acids. Gene Ontology annotation, cellular component: cytoplasm.
AUUCACUUCCUGAUUCAACAGUUUGUUGUUAUGGGUGUCGGGUGACCUUCAUAAGAAUACUUUUAUGUUUAUUCUUUAUUACCACAGCAAUUAUUUGAAAUAAUGUACUUAUGAAAUGAGAUUUAAUCAGAAAGAAUUGGCAUUCCUUGCUCUUCAACCUGCCGAAACAUUUGAUCUUGAAGGGUCACUAUGGCUGAAAGAAAAAGAAGGAUAUUUUUGGCAACGCAAUGAAUCCUACACAGAAAGAUGGUGUCGACUAAAGGGGAACUUGUUGUUUUACUGUAAAACUAAUGAAAAGUUAUCAGAACCAGCUGGUUUGUUGGUUUUGGAACGCUGCCACAUUACAAAAGAUGCGUCUUCAAGCAGGAAACAUGCCUUCAUUCUUGCCUUUGAUCGACAAGACGAAAGCCAACACUACCAUUUUGCAGCUAAUAGCGAGGCUGAAUACAAUGAUUGGACGACACGUAUUGUUGGUGCAAGUUAUGAAAAACUGAAAGAAAAACUGCAGAAACUCUGUGAGCAAAUAACAGAAAUUACUGGCAAGCAUCCUUUACCUCAAAAUCACCCACAUCGUAACGAUUCGUUUAUAAUGUCUGCUUUACCAUCCGUUAUUCCCGUCCAAGAAGAUUCACCUUUUUUGGAAAUAAGCAUUGGCUGUAAUAGUUUGAAACAAAGUAUAGAAAACAGAGAUCCGAAUGCUGUAGUUCAUGUGAGCACAAUGACGCCACCUGGAGCAAAGUGGACACGACUUACACAAACUGAAAUAAUUGAGAAAACAACUGAUCCAUGUUUUUUGACAACCGUAAGUGUGCCGUCUGGUCCCAACUUUAGUGAAGUAACAAGAUUAAAGUUUGCAGUAUUUGAUGUUCGAGAUCGUGUUAAAGAAGAGAUGACUCAUUUGGGUCAGGCUGUUUGUACAAUAAAAGAUGUUCUCAGCUCGUCUAAUCAGAAAAUUCAACUAUCUUUGACUGGUUUGGAUUCUCCUACACCGUCGGGAACUAUAACAUUACUGGGAUGGAAGAUGGGAACAUCGACUAAUGAUAAGUCAGCAGCAUUGUCUUGCAAUAAUGACAAAUUGAAAUCAAGACCUAGCACAACUAACCGACCAAAACUGGAUAGCGUUUUGCAAAGAGCAUUUACUAUUCCCACAAGUAAAGAUACAAGUGUGAUAGUUAUGGAUAUCAUGGGUGAAAGUUACCUUACAUUCACUGUACCUCAACAAAUGUUGAAGAUUUUUAUUACCGAAGAAAAACAAAAAAUUUUAGAUUUAAAUAACCUCGGCAAUUUGAUGCCUGAAUGGGACAAUGUUCGUCAAGAAAUUCUUGAUGAUCAUUUCAACUUGGUCAGUAAAUACACUGAUCGCUAUCGUCAUCUGAAUAGUUUAAGAGAGCGUCAAGACAAUGUGUCGUCAAGGGGGAAUUUCAAACCAAGUCGUUUAAAAACAGAUAAAACGUUAGCUUUUGUUACCACAAACUUACAUUUACAAAGACUGAAAGUAAUCGAUGGAACUAAUGAGCAAGUUUAUGAUGUUGUUACUUUUGGAGCACCUUCAGCUCAUUCAAUGAAAUUCGGUAAAGGAGGAUUGCGAAAACUGUUGGGAACACCAAGUACAAGUGACAGACUAGUGAGAGCACGAAACAUGAAAGGGGAUUUAGAUAUGUUACAUCACACUAUUCAAAGUCUUUGCGAAGAAAUGAAAAGAGCGCUGUUAAACAAAGACUUGAAAUACAUGGAUGAAAUAUCAAAGAAAAUAAAGGAGAAGGCGGAGAAUUUGAUGAAUUUCCGAGAAAUGACUUUCAUUGUCGAAUCCCUAACGCGUUUGAGUACCUCACGACCUUCAUUUGAGGAUAGAACAGGAUCAUUUAGUUCGUCUGCCGAGUCUGACAAGAAUGAAAAUCCUGAAUGCAAGGUUUUAGUUGAUACAAUUCGCAACUCGUCAAAUCACAUGCUAGUAUUGAUUGCUGACUCAGGCGAAGCGCAACCUUCAGAAGUUCGGCAUUUAUCGUCUAUAAAGAACUUAGUUUCUGAUAUAUCUCGAGCUGUUGAAUCUCUUAUCAAAGAAUUCAAAUUAGGACUGAAUUUUGUAUUACUUCAGGAAGAAUCCCGUUCUCCUCAAACUAUGAAAAAUCUACGACAACGACGUGAUAUUUGCUUAUCACAAGCUGUUACUGCACUUAUUUGUGGUUUUGAAGCGAAAGUCUAUACAUGUUUGUUCAACACAACCUUUAUGAAACAGCUUUGUCAAAUCGGCGUACUUGCAGAGUUUGAAUGUCUUCUCAGUACAUAUGGGGAUGAAAUGGGGAUGUUAGAGGAUAUGUCAACUGCAAUACGAGAUCUUUCGUCAGUCAAAUUUAGGUUUGCAAGAUCCGACGAUGAUAACAUUCCUUAUGUUACUGGAACUAGAACAAAUAUUCAAGUUACAAUUCUGCUUCCUACCGAGUAUUUUUGCCAUUUACCAGAACAAUUACAAGAAGGUCAACAAGUUCGAGUUUAUUCAGUUCUCUUUUGUCAAGGAAUCAAUGAACAUGCAACUUUGGCAGAAAGGUUUGGAGAUACUUCAUUACAAGAAACAAUCAACGAAGAAAAUUUCAGUGUGACAAAUUUUUACUAUCAACAAUUUCGAGAACAUUUUCCCGAUGAAGCAAACGCAUCAAAUUCUUCUGAGCCAGUCUUGAACACACUUGUAGAACAUCUUAAAUCAAAUAUUGCAGCUAAAAAAAGUAAAAAUGUCGAGAUCUUGUUUUUAGCACAAGAGAUUUGUUGGCGAAUGAAUGGCAUUCGUUUUACAAGCUGUAAAAGUGCAAAAGACAGAACGUCCAUGUCGAUUACUUUGGAACAGUGUUUAAUAUUAAAACGCAAAUAUCGUCUUGCACUUGACAUUUUCAACCGAGCCAUUGAUGCGAUGAGAAGUGAAGGUACACGACGUGAAAACUGUUUUAAAAACGCUGGUGUGCGACGCUAUGCGUUCAAUUAUUGGCAGAUGAUGGCACUCCCUCGUUUAUACAGACCUCCUGAUGGUACUUAUGGAAAAAAUAUUCAAACAUAAUGAACAAUUUAAGACAGAAUUAUUAAUAGAGGAAGACGAUUCUUAUAUGGAAUUAAUGGAAUUAAAUAAUUAUGAACUUAAGUAAUCAAUAAAUACUUAAGCUAAAGCCAGGUUAAAUAAUUUGAGGUUAAAAAUUGCACAAAUUGUGACGUAGAUUUUACAAUAAAAUAUAGCUAUGCUGUUUUUGCUUUGUUGAACUAGUUUAUAAAAUGUUUGUGAAAUAUUUUCAAUUGAAAUUUGUAGAAAAAGACUAUAAAUUAUUUAGUCAUUGUAAUGGAAUGUAAUAAUGUGGCAAUUAAAGUCCAAUUUUUGCAAUGGCAUUCACUAAUGUCGCAAUUAAA